Messenger RNA from Trichosurus vulpecula (common brushtail), 1951 nucleotides. It is a transcript of the gene VTA1, whose product is annotated as vesicle trafficking 1. Gene Ontology annotation, biological process: late endosome to vacuole transport via multivesicular body sorting pathway. The record is from RefSeq and is a predicted model, not a curated record. The transcript is spliced from 8 exons. Gene Ontology annotation, cellular component: multivesicular body. Bases 90 to 1007 code for a protein of 305 amino acids. Lineage: Eukaryota; Metazoa; Chordata; Mammalia; Diprotodontia; Phalangeridae.
ACUCGUGCGACCUUUCAGGCGGAAGCGGAAGUUCCCGGUGACUAAGGUGGCUGUGUGUGAGUAAAGAAGCGGCGCUGCCGGGAGCAGAGAUGGCCGCCUUGGCCCCAUUACCCCCACUGCCCCCGCAGUUUAAGAGCCUCCAGCAUCAUCUGAGGACGGCGCAGGAGCAUGACAAGCGGGACCCCGUGGUGGCCUACUACUGUCGUUUAUAUGCAAUGCAAACUGGAAUGAAAAUUGACAGUAAGACUCCUGAAUGCCGAAAAUUUUUAUCAAAGCUUAUGGAUCAGCUGGAAGCUCUUAAAAAACAAUUGGGUGACAACGAAGCUAUUACUCAAGAAAUAGUUGGUUGUGCCCAUGUGGAGAGUUAUGCUUUGAAAAUGUUCCUUUAUGCGGACAAUGAAGAUCGUGCUGGGAGAUUUCACAAAAACAUGAUCAAGUCCUUCUAUACUGCAAGUCUUCUGAUAGAUGUCUUAACAGUAUUUGGAGAACUCACUGAUGAAAACAUGAAACACAGAAAAUAUGCCAGAUGGAAGGCAACCUAUAUUCAUAACUGUCUAAAAAAUGGGGAAACUCCACAAGCUGGACCUGUUGGAAUGGAUGAAGAAAGUAAUGAAGAAGAUGAAGAAGCUGGGACUUCUCCUCUACCGACUCACCCACCCCAGCGGUCAUCUUCAGCCUAUGACCCAAGCAACAUGCCAUCAAGCAGCUAUACAGGAAUACACAUUCCUCCAGGUGCUCAUGCUCCAGCUAAUACACCAGCAGAAGUUCCUCAUAGCACAGGUGUAACAGGUAGUACCAUACAGCCCACAACGCAGAAUAUUCCUGUUGUUGAUCCAGCCCUUUUCAGUACUAUGUCCAUAGGGGAUGUCCGUCUAACACCAGAGGACUUUGCCAGAGCUCAGAAAUACUGCAAGUAUGCAGGCAGUGCUUUGCAAUAUGAAGAUGUCAGCACUGCUGUGCAGAAUCUACAGAAAGCCCUCAAGUUGCUAACUACAGGCAGAGAAUGAAGCCUUUGUCCAGAACAUUCAUGUAUUUUUGGCCUAAAGAACUAACACUCCAUUACUCCAUCUUCAGCCCACCAGGAAAACAAUAAUAAGAAAGAUUCCAGUUCCAUUGAACAUGACAAUAAAACCUGUGUUUAUGUAUCCGUUUCCUGCUGUAGCCUUCAUCAGCAGCCUCAGCCAGCUUUAUUUCCCACUUCAUGGAACCAGUCAUGUUUGGGUCCAGUGGGCUGAUGUUAGCAAGAUACUGAAAAUGCACAAGGAACUGUUGAAAACAGAAAUUUCAAUAAAAUCUGUUUAUAUUGGACAACUUUAGUAAUUCAAUUUACAUAUAUUAUUAAGGAAAAGAAAAGCAUCUACAGACUGUAGGCAGCCAUAAUGCUGUUUUACUGUAUUAAUCUGAAUUUGAAUUUAAAGUAUUCCAAAAAACAUUAUGGAUCAGAGAUCAUAUUUAAUUUCACCUCAUGAAUUUCUUGGUGAUAAUCAAGGAAAGAGCAUUUUGAAAACUCAGUUUAUGUUCACAUUAAAUUCUACUAGAUUAAAGACAGUAAAUUUACUUGACAGGAAAUAGAGUAAGAAGGUAAGGCCUCAAGUACAAUAAGUGCUCGGUGAAUAAUGUUUAAAUAAUGCGGGCUUCAAAACUGCUUGGUUUUAUACAUUGAUUUUUGGAGCAUAUUAGUUUGAUUUACUUUCAAUAAGCAAUUUAAUUUUAUAUUUUCCACAGAAUGAAAAGGCAUUAGUACUAAUGUCUGAGAAUUUGGCCCUUUGAAUUAAGAUACUGAACUACUACUAGUGGAGCCUGUAGAUUUUAUAACUAUGAUCUUGGAGUUUGGAACUGUUUAGUGUGUAAGCUUUAUUCUUGGGGAUUAUGGUGUCACUGUGUUAUACCUGCAUCCAUAUUAUGUAAGAAAUAAAAACAAAAAAAAGAUUCUUUUAACUAUCAUAACUUA